UUGAAGGCCAUGGCGAUGGCUCUUCUUGGCGUGGCAAUGCCGUCAUCUUGGCCUUCAUUCCAGCUUCCCGCCUGUGGUACACGCAAGGUAAUGCUCGUCCGAGCCACAGCAGCAGGGAAGGACAUCGAACUUGGAGCCAGGGAUCCAUUCCCGGAGGAGCUGGAGAGCAAAUUUGGGGACAAGGUUCUUGGGAAUGCCAGCACCGAGCACAUCAUCCUUGUUCCCUCCCGCCCGGUGGAGAUUGCCCAGAAAUCUUGCGCUGAGCUUCCCCGUGGUGCAACAGCCAUGACCGAGAAAGAGGCCAAGGAAUUUCUUCGCAAGGUGGUGGGAUGGAGGAUCAUAAACGAGGAUGGCUGCUUGAAGCUACAGGGCGAAUGGAACUUGGCGAGUUUUAGCGCUGGAGUGGAGCUCUUCCAGAGGAUUGCCGCUGUAGCCAAGGCCGAGAAUUACUUCCCCAGCCUCUCGCUCGAUCGGAAAAACAGAGCAAAAGUCGACAUAUGGACGGAGUCACUUGGUGGCCUCACAGAAAAUGAUUUCAUCCUCGCAGCCAAGAUAGACAAACUCAAAACCUCCGACUUGAUAAAGCGAAACAGGGUUUGGGCCUGAUUUACAUUCUGUAAGUUAGUCUGCUGGUUGAGCAGCUUGAAUUUUAAACUACGAGGAGACGCGAUUGAUAAUCCA
Messenger RNA from Selaginella moellendorffii, 681 nucleotides. RefSeq names its product probable pterin-4-alpha-carbinolamine dehydratase, chloroplastic. The record is from RefSeq and is a predicted model, not a curated record. Gene Ontology annotation, biological process: tetrahydrobiopterin biosynthetic process. Lineage: Eukaryota; Viridiplantae; Streptophyta; Lycopodiopsida; Selaginellales; Selaginellaceae. The coding region runs from base 10 to 606 and encodes 198 amino acids. The transcript is spliced from 3 exons. Gene Ontology annotation, cellular component: plastid. Gene Ontology annotation, molecular function: 4-alpha-hydroxytetrahydrobiopterin dehydratase activity.